CAAGGGUCAUCAGUGCAGUAUUAUAUAUCUAUCCAAUACAUGUUUUCACUCACUCGAAGAUCCAAAGCAGAAAAAUUCCACCUUCAUAGCUAAGAAGGAAAAUGGAGAAAUGGAAUCGUGGAAAGAUUACUGGAUCCCUCCCUGUUGAGAACGUGCAGGCUCUCGCGUCGACUUAUAAUGGGUCACACGAAAAUAAGAAUAUCCCCGAGCGAUACAUUAGGCCCGAGAUCGAGCACGAAGCAGUCGAUUGCGUAAAUGGAGUUGAUCUUCCGGUGAUCGAUCUCGCGAGGUUGAAUGAUCCCCAGUUCUAUAAAGAGGAGUCCGCGAAACUUCGAGUUGCUUGCGAAGAGUGGGGUUUCUUCCAGCUCGUAAAUCACGGAGUGCCCGACGAAGUGAUCGACAAAAUGCGGGCCGACAUAAUCGAAUUCUUCAAGCAGCCCCUCGAGCAAAAGAAGGCGUAUUCGCAGCUGCCGAACGGUCUCGAAGGUUACGGCCAGGCCUUCGUUACAUCGGAGGACCAGAAACUGGACUGGGGCGACAUGUUCUUCCUCAUCGUUCGGCCGGUCGCAUCGAGGGACAUGAGAUUCUGGCCUAAUAACCCUCCUACUUUCAGGGACUCGCUUGAAAAGUUCUCACUGGAGAUGAAGGACAUUGCAGGCCGUCUUUUGGAGUUGAUAGCCAAGGACUUGGGAGUGGCAGCAGAGGUGCUGCUUAAUCUCUUCGACGACUUGCCGCAGAGUUUGAGGAUGAACUACUAUCCCCCCUGCCCGCAGGCCGAUCAGGUGUUGGGCCUUUCGCCGCACUCAGACGGUUCGGGGUUGACGCUGCUUCUGCAAGUGAACGAUGUUCAUGGAUUGGAGAUAAAGAAGGGCGGCAAAUGGGUCGCGGUUCAAGCCCUUCCGUGCGCGCUUAUCGUCAACAUCGGAGAUAUCCUUGAGGUACUGAGCAAUGGACGGUACAAAAGUAUCGAGCAUCGGGCCAUGAUAAACACGAAGAGAGAACGCAUCUCAGCUGCUGUAUUCCACAGCACACAUGAGAACUCCAUUGUCGGCCCUCUUCCGGAGCUCGUAAAGGACGGGGAGAUGCUUUACAAAACAGUAGGCUUUCUCGAUUUCGCCAAGUCCUUCUUGGCCGCAAAGCUUGAUGGGAAGAGUCAUUUGGAGUGCAUGAAGAUCGAGAAAUAAAAUUAAUUAGUAUACCUUAUGUGUAGUGAGUGAUGUACGUAGCAGUGUUAAUUUAAUCGUGUGUAAGUUAUGUUCUUUUGCGGAUAAAGUCUAUGUUAAUGUUCAGUAUAAAAAGUGUUAUGUUUUUCUAUGAUCUGACUUAAAGUCUUAAUUACGCGCGCUCCUUAAUAAAUGAUUUUACAGACCUGUCUUUUUUCUUUU
This is a messenger RNA of Ananas comosus (pineapple), 1385 nucleotides long. RefSeq names its product S-norcoclaurine synthase 1-like. The coding region runs from base 102 to 1184 and encodes 360 amino acids. The record is from RefSeq and is a predicted model, not a curated record. NCBI's taxonomy places the organism in Eukaryota, Viridiplantae, Streptophyta, Magnoliopsida, Poales, Bromeliaceae. The transcript has 4 exons.